AUGAAGGUAACAAUUGAAUUAAGCGGAGGAUUAGAUUUGUGCUUUGAUGGCCACAAAACCUUCGAAGUUGUUUUAGAAAACUAAGAAAAUAUUAAGAUGGGAGAUCUCAUUACAGUUAUUGCUAAAAAUUAUGUUAAGAAGAAACCAGAAUUCUUUGUUGGAGCUGACAAUUAAUUACGUGCUGGAAUUUUAGUUUUAAUUAAUGAUGCUGAUUGGGAACUUGAAGGCAAAGAUGAAGCAAAUGUUGAGAAUAAAGAUAGAAUUAGUUUCAUUUCUACUCUUCACGGUGGUUGA
Messenger RNA from Tetrahymena thermophila SB210, 294 nucleotides. RefSeq names its product transmembrane protein, putative. The record is from RefSeq and is a predicted model, not a curated record. Gene Ontology annotation, molecular function: protein tag activity. Gene Ontology annotation, biological process: tRNA thio-modification; protein urmylation. Lineage: Eukaryota; Ciliophora; Oligohymenophorea; Hymenostomatida; Tetrahymenidae. The transcript is spliced from 3 exons. Gene Ontology annotation, cellular component: nucleus; cytoplasm.